CGUAAGUGACCAUGACUUUUUUUAGUCACGUACAGUCAUGUAGACUAGACACACGGAUAAGUUACCAACAGCCAUUAAACCUGAAAGAAGAAGAAGAAGAAGAAGCAGAAAACACGGAUGAUCAUGAAAUGUAGGAGUAAUUUAGAGAAAAAUAAUUUCGUUAAGCGGUCCAUCUUCUGUUUACGUUGUUUUCAGCACAGUCAGGUUGAGAGGGAACAAUGGUGAAGUAUUUCAGCUGCGCAGGCUCUCUGAAGAGCUCAUGGGACCAAGUGUUUUUAGCAUUCUGGCAGAGAUACCCCAACCCCUACAGUAAUCACGUUUUAACUGAAGACAUCAUAUUUCGGGAAGUCACUCCAGACAACUGUCUGAUCUCCAGACGUCUUCUAACGAAAACCAGCAGAGCUCCUCGCUGGGCGGAGAAGUUCCUGCCUGCUCACAUGGCACAGAAGGCUUACAUCAUUGAGGACUCUGUAGUGGAUCCUGAGGGCAGGACCAUGACCUCUCUCACCUGGAACAUCAGCCACGCUCGUGUGAUGAGUUGUGAAGAGCGCUGUGUGUACAGAGUGAACCCCGACAACAACAGCUGGACCGAGAUCAAGAGAGAGGCCUGGAUUUCCUCCAAACUGUACGGCCUCUCUAGAGCGAUUCAGGAAUUUGGUCUUGCCCGGUUUAAGAGCAACGUUACAAAGACCAUGAAAGGUUUUGAGUACGUCCUGGCCAAGAUGCAAGGUGAACUGCCCACACGGACGCUGGCAGAAACCGCUACUGUGAAGGCACGUGAGACCGCCCUCGCUGCCAAAGAGAAGGCUAAAGAUUUAGCCUCACAAGCUCAAAAGAAGCAGUAUGUAUGAUGAGGACACACGUCUGGAGGUGACGCGGUGUCCGGACUCUCCCAGCACUUCUGAAAAGGGCCGUGCUCUUCCGUCACACUGGGCACACGUGUGGAUGUGAGAUGCAUUUAGCCAGGAACUGAGAUUACUAAAUCAUGCCUGUCUGGAUUCUCAGAAUGCGUUUCGUAAAACCCAUGAGCUCUUCGACUGACAUUCUCCAGUAAACCUGAUUUAAUGCCGGCGUCAUAUCUAGAUUUCUGCAGAAGCGUCUGAUCUUUGGCACGUGAGAGCAAAGUAUUGCACCGGAUCGAUGGCAAUGUCUGAUUACAAGUGUGAAAGUUGUCAAAACAUGUUAGAUGUUGGGUGUCUGAGAGAAGAAACGCAUUUGUUUAGUGAAACGGUAAGAUAGCUUCCAUAAUGUUUUAUAGCUCAUUUGUGAUCAAGAGGUGUUACCAAUAAAUAUUUCUAUCUGACAU
Carassius auratus (goldfish) is the source of this 1306-nucleotide messenger RNA. RefSeq names its product PRELI domain-containing protein 1, mitochondrial-like. The record is from RefSeq and is a predicted model, not a curated record. The transcript is spliced from 6 exons. Gene Ontology annotation, cellular component: mitochondrial intermembrane space. Lineage: Eukaryota; Metazoa; Chordata; Actinopteri; Cypriniformes; Cyprinidae. Bases 219 to 851 code for a protein of 210 amino acids.